Molecule: messenger RNA, 1548 nt
Organism: Cryptomeria japonica (Japanese cedar)
Lineage: Eukaryota; Viridiplantae; Streptophyta; Pinopsida; Cupressales; Cupressaceae
Product: protein XRI1
Exons: 8
Coding region: 135-1055 (306 amino acids)
Biological process (GO): female meiotic nuclear division; male meiotic nuclear division
Source: RefSeq, a predicted model, not a curated record
GUGGGUGGUGCAUUCUUGGGAUCUUCAAAUGAAAAUGCUUCUUCUCAAUCAGUGCUCAGUAGCCUUGCAUGCCUUGAACUUUUUGGCAUAAAAACCAUGAUUCAUUCCAUUCGUUUGAAUUAGCAGUUGUGUCAAUGGCAGCGAAUCACGGCAACCUCUGGAACUGGGACUAUGAAAAUUUUAGGCUUGAUUCAGAUUUCCCUAUGGCUAUACCUCAAUCAGUGUGGGAUGAAUGGGAGCACAGUUUACUUGCUUCUACACCUUCAUCACAGAUAAUUCAGCAGCCCCAGUUAUCAACAUUAUCUUUAUACAAUGAAGGAAUAACUGAUAUUUCAGCAGCUACUUCAACAUGUUACAGAGAUUUUUAUGAAGAAAGCCCUAUAUGUAAAAGAAGACGCAUGCUUCUGUUCCCAGGAGAUGAAGCUACUCAUUAUGGAAAUUAUGAUUAUGAAUCCAUGCGGAGUUGUUCAGGGUAUGACUUAAGAAGUAUAUGCGAGAGCAUUCAACUUCCGGAAUCAACAGCAAGUUCCCUGUGGUUCUCUGAUGAUCAGAUUCUUUGCCCCAAGAAGUUGUGCCAGGAAAAAUUCCCUGAGCAAGAAGGUCUAGAAUUAAAAAUAGAUGGACAAACGAACAUCUUACCACCACCAUUUUUCAACCAACAAGAAAACAAAGCCCCAGUGAAACCUGAUUUACAGCAAUUUGAGGAAAAACCUUCAAUCAACAGACCUUCACUUGAGGGUGUGGGUGUAAAGAAGAUCAAUACUGAUCCACUUACAGCUGCUAAGAAGAAGGACAAGCUGGCCACCCCAGUUCUGGCAUAUCCAUUUGCUGUGCUAAAGCCCAGUGGGGUUGAAGGAGAUGUGACACUGAAUGACAUAAACAAGAGAAUUUUGAUGCCUCCCAAAAGGCCCAUCCAACAUCCUGUUGGGGACUAUGCCAAAAUUCCAUCUGCUGCUUCAACUGGCUCUGGGCUUUCUGGAAAGGCUGUGGUUGCUCUCACCAAAAUACACACUCAGGGCAAAGGGACCAUUACAAUUAUGAGGACAAAAGGCUGAGUUGUGCAUUAUGUGCAACCCAUGUAUAGGAUAAAUUGUUCUAAAUUCAGUUUAACAUGUUGCAGAUGUUCUCCCAAAGUCUUGAUAUACAUCCAAAACCAUCUAAAUAGACACCAACAAAUGGUGAUUUCAUGAUAGAUUUUGUUAUGAUUUAUCGUGUUAUUGCAUCAACACAUAGAAGACUUAUCCUAAGAACAUGGCGUCAUCAAUUGAAAGUAUAAUCACCAGUAGAAAUUAGAGACCUCACAAAAGAGAAGUGAAGUUAGGACAUAGAAAUUUUGCUUCUUAAAAUAACUUAAGAAGUCUGUAGUUUGUACAUAUAUAUGUAUAUUCUUUUUAUCUGAACUGGAUUUGAGAUUUGCCUGGAAUAGGAGAAUUGGGCAAUAUUGGUUUGUAAUGUAUUUUAUUGGGAUUUCAUGAAACUUUCUAUAUUUCAUGUUUUGUAUCACAUAUUGAUAAUUAUAUACAUAAUGAAGACUUGUAUUACAAAUUU